AUGACCAACACCAGCUCCGUGUCCCCGGUCGUCCUUGACCUCGAUUGGUUCAGCGCCCUCUACGCCACCUACCUGAUCCUCAUCCUCGUCAUCGGCUUCCCCGGCAACAUCGUCAUCGCCGUCGUCUACGGGAAAACCUUCCCCAAGACGGCCUGCGAUUGGCUGAUCCUCACCAUGGGCAUCACGGACGCCAUCGUUUGCCUCUUCUCCCCUCUGCUGCACCUGCGGUCAGAGUUCGAGGCCGACUUCCCGUGGCUGAACGGCUUCUGGUGCGGCCUUGACCUCUGGAUGCAGUACACGGCCAUGGUCGCGUCCCUCAUCAUCCUCGACGUCAUCGCCGUCGACCGCUACAUCAAAAUCUGCCAGCCGACGCUCCGGUCACUGACCCCGACCAAAGCGCGCCACGUCUGCGUCUGGUCGUGUGUGCUCGGCGCCAUCUUCUCCUUCUACCCCACCCUGGACAACUUCCGGGAAGACGUCUGCAACCACUCGCGUCUGCACGUCAUGUCCCUCGCAACCAAAGGCUACUACACGGGCCUGUUCUCGAUAUUCCUGUGUAGUUUUAUCGUCGUGACGUUCGCGUACAUCAGUGUGUGCAAGCGCAUCGGGGAAAAAGUCAGAAUAAAGAAACGUCUUUUGAGCAACAGUUCGCCCGUAAGGUCGCCUGCAGACGUGGAGCAAACGAAAAAAGAACCGCGCUUUUUUCACUCCUGCUGUAGUUCGUCUGUUAUCGACACGCUGACCAAGACCGAGAACGCCUCGCUGCAAGAAAUCGAAAGCGAGUUUGAGCGGAAGUCGGAGGAAAAGAAAACCGGAAGUUUUUCAAAAAUUUCAGUAUGGCGUCCGCAUCUUCGCGGUUCUGAAAACAACAGAACAAACAUGCUACAAAUCCCUGUGAUUGAUAACCGUGCUAAAUUUAUAAAAAGUUUCAGCGAGGAGAAACCGGUCAGAAAUGUUAUCGUCAAACUGUCAAGUUCUCCCGCUGAUUUAGAAAAAUUUGACAAAAAUGAUAAUUCAAACUGCGAUAAAAAUAACAGCUCCACCAACGGUGGAAUAAUAACAACAACAACAACAUCAACUUCAACCCAAACUCGACUUUUAAAACGAUUUUCGCUCCCCGUGUUGACGCCGUAUAGUCGGAGUCAUAAAACAAACGGAUGCCGUGACGGCGUCAGUGCGACGGACGCGGCGUCACCAACAACACGAUCGAACCGUUCGAGUCAAUGUAGUUUUAGCAGCAACAUCUUUCUCCGACCGUCGCUCACGCAUACGACCAGCGAUGCGCGCCAAAAGCGCAUCAAUUAUUCAUCAGCGAUGAGUGGGCCCAGGGCUUCUGAACUGAGCACGGGGUCCCUGGAUACCGCGACCCACACGGAGGACUGUUGCGCACGCAUGCGCACGGGGCCGGAUGGAGCUCCGCGCAGCCUCAAAGAGAUCCCGUCCCUGACGGUGACAGAGGUCGCGGGCAACACGGCAUGCGAACACCAGACAGACAAACACGCAGACAAUCAGACAGACAAUUAUAAACACAACCAUUCAAACAAUUAUACAUCCAAUCUAAAAGAGGUGUUUGGAGACGCCACCCCCACGCAUCAAAAACACAAACCGCAUUUUUAUUUACUAAACCACGAAACUUUCUCCGGAAGAAAAAAACAAAUCAUUCACCCAAAACAAAAUCUUGGAGUUAAACCAAAUUCUGUUUCUUUUAAACAUGUAUCUUUAUGCAUAUUCCCUUUAUCAAGAAACACAUCUUUUCACGAGCGUAAUUCUCAAAACCCGACUUACUUUAUAGAUGACUACGGUAGGUUAAACAGUGGUGUAGUUAGCAGCUCUCUAAUGCGAAAGUCCAAGUCUUACUCACACAUCGACGAGCGCCAUUCCUCCAUAAUGACGUCACCGAAUCAUCUCAUCGAAAAUGAUCAUUGGGGCGUUUAUAAAAAAUCGGAUUCCCUUCUUUCUGGAACACCAACUUCAGAUACGUACCCCCGCUUGCGUCAGGAUAAACAAAGCGAUUUGAGUAACCAGUCUCAUAUUUAUUUGAAAGCAGACGACCGUCUAGACCCCCAGUCUGCUGGGCAAGUUAGUGCCAACCUUAUUCAUGAACGUCAAGGACGUAUCUCCAACCUAUCAGAAACAGAUCAGCUGUGUAAUCCGGGCAUGCGCAGUCAGCACCACGGUACCCCGAAUCACAUGCAUAUCCGGUCCAUCUCGCCGUUGCUGAUCCGAACGCCUUCAAGCUUUGAAGACGACGUCUUCGAAGACAGCAACGACGCCCCCAGACUCCCCUGCUCCCCUCAAGAAUCACCUCUUAAAAACCCAACCCCAAUCCCCAAAGACCAAUCCGCUCCCAACGAAAGUACUGGAUUGCUUCGCGACGACGCUAAUACUAGUUUUCUCAGGGCGCCUCCGCAAUACAGACAAACUCUCAUCUCCACCGGAAGUAUCACAUCCACCGAAUCCACCAAAUUUCUGGCCUACAAACACCAGCAGAGAUUCGACUCGGUGGACGAUGGGGUGGAGAGGGACGAGGCCCCUAUAGGGGACGUGCCCACCGCCAUCUUCCUCUCCACCCUGCUGAGACGCACGGACAAAGGUUCCAAAACUUCAAAGGGGUCUGGUAAAUCGGCUUCCAGCAGGCGGCGCUUCGGCAGAGAGAAACAGAUGACCUUGAUGCUGCUCUCCGUGACGGCCGCCUUCCUCCUGUCCUGGAUCCCGCCCUGGGUCCUCUACAUGUUCUCUUUCUACGGGUCACGUGACAGCCUCGACCCCCUCCUCGAUCACGUGCUCUUCAAGCACCUCGCGACCUUGAACUUGGUCAACUUCGUGGCCAACCCCAUCAUCUACUACUGCUUCAACCCUUCCUUCAGGUCAAAGGUCAAGACCUUGCUCCUCCCCGUGUCGAAGACCAGCCUGUGCUUCCAGAAGAGAUGACGUGGCAGAGGUUUGUGACUUUUCCGUUAUGUGGGACCGGCGGCCAUUGAAAUGACAUA
This is a messenger RNA of Physella acuta, 2990 nucleotides long. RefSeq lists its product as uncharacterized. NCBI's taxonomy places the organism in Eukaryota, Metazoa, Mollusca, Gastropoda, Physidae. Gene Ontology annotation, cellular component: plasma membrane. Gene Ontology annotation, biological process: G protein-coupled receptor signaling pathway; cellular response to hormone stimulus. Gene Ontology annotation, molecular function: G protein-coupled receptor activity; peptide binding. The record is from RefSeq and is a predicted model, not a curated record.